AUGGAGGUGGCCUCUUGUUGCUUAAAGGCCUUCGAGUGGAACGGCACACCUGAAGGCCGAAUCGAUAAGUUCGAAAACCACGACGUCUACAUCGCCGGCCACAAUCCUGACGUGGCCAUCCUUUUCAUUCACGACUUGCUAGGUUGGACCUUUCCCAACGCACGUCUUCUUGCAGAUCACUAUGCCCGCGAAGCCAACGCUACAGUUUACUUGCCGGACUUCUUCGGUGGCUGGGUCGUGGAUUUUGAGCCAAUUCUUGCCGGUCGAUUCCAUGAGAUCGAUUUGGAGACUUUCCACAAAAACAACGCUCGUAAUGUCCGAGAGCCCGAGAUCUUCAAUUUUGCGAAGGCACUGCGAGGGAAGCAUAGCCAUCUUGGAGCAAUAGGGUUCUGCUUUGGAGGCUGGGCUGUGUUUCGUCUUGGAUCGAAGGAGCAUAACCCCCCAUUGGUUGAUUGCAUCUCGGCCGGACACCCGACCUGGUUGACUAAGAAGGAUAUGGACGAGGUUGCGGUUCCUGUACAGAUGUUGGCUCCAGAGAUUGACCCGGUCUUCACAGCUGAGCUGAAGUCAUAUUGUUUCGAAACAGUGACGAGGAGAGGUGUACCCUUUGAGUAUCAUCACUUCCCCGGAGUUGAGCAUUCUUGCUUCGUUAGGGGUGAUCCAGGAAAGUCCGGAGAGCGGGAAGCUAUGGCACGGGCUAAAACAGCGGCAGUGAGCUGGCUGAACGCGUUUCUCCAUUGA
Molecule: messenger RNA, 741 nt
Organism: Colletotrichum graminicola M1.001
Lineage: Eukaryota; Fungi; Ascomycota; Sordariomycetes; Glomerellales; Glomerellaceae
Product: dienelactone hydrolase
Exons: 1
Coding region: 1-741 (246 amino acids)
Molecular function (GO): hydrolase activity
Source: RefSeq, a predicted model, not a curated record